This is a messenger RNA of Thunnus maccoyii (southern bluefin tuna), 2649 nucleotides long. RefSeq names its product zinc finger protein 2 homolog. The transcript has 2 exons. Gene Ontology annotation, molecular function: DNA-binding transcription factor activity; RNA polymerase II cis-regulatory region sequence-specific DNA binding. Lineage: Eukaryota; Metazoa; Chordata; Actinopteri; Scombriformes; Scombridae. The record is from RefSeq and is a predicted model, not a curated record. Gene Ontology annotation, biological process: regulation of transcription by RNA polymerase II. Bases 186 to 1169 code for a protein of 327 amino acids.
AGUUUAGGGGUCCUUGACAUGAAGAAGUUUGAGAAGCACUGAUGUAUGCAGUCUAGACUUCUGUUUCUGCCCGAGCAUCUUUAACAGAAAUGUAAUUCACAGUCCAGUCCACCAGGUGGCGACACGACACAUUUCAGAUAUUGUACACUUGUCCAACGCGGCAGAGCUAACAGGCAGCUGGCAGGAUGGCCACCGCUACGCUUCAGUCAUUCAACGUCUUUCUGACGGACAGAUUAACCGCAGCUGCUGUAGACAUCUAUGGAUUCGUUGAAAGGACAAUACUAGACUACCAGGAGGAGGUGAACAGAGCGAAGCUGGAGAACCAGAGGCUGCAGCGGCUGCUGGAUUUGGUCUACAGGCCAGAGAUAAGACUGCACAGGGCAGAUGCCAAGCAACCAACUGCGCCUCCACCCACAGAAGAGAGUCCCCAUAAAGAGCAGGAAUGGAGCCCAAAUGUGGACCAAGAUGAGCCGGGACCCUCCCAGAUAAAAGAGGAGCAGGAGGAGCAUAAGGAGGAGCUGUGGAUCAACGGGAGUGAGGAGCAACCUUCAGCAGAGGACAGCGAUGACGGGGACGCCCUGACGAAAGAACUCAUCAAGACAGUACAGCAGUUAGAAGACUGUAGAGCAGCAGAGGAGAGCCAAGAGGCAAAGGAAUCCCCUGAGGAGGAUCCAAAGCAGUCUGAAGAGAAGACCAGCACCACCCUAUAUCGCUGCCACAUAUGCAACUACAUAUUCACCAAAAAAACUGUGCUUACAUGGCACCUCAAGACGCAUGAAAGCAAGUCGCUUGACAACAAGGCAAACUUUGACUGUCACAUAUGUGGCAAACAUAUACCCUGUCAGAGCAAUCUGCAGAACCACAUGAGAGUACAUACAGGAGAGAGACCUUACAGCUGCCACUUCUGCGGCAAGUGUUUUAAACUGAAAGGACAUAUGACGGAACAUAUAAGAACUCACACAGGAGAGAAGCCUUUCAGCUGCCACAUCUGCGACAAAUCAUUCAACAGAGGAUCCACGCUGAGGAAACAUGUUUUAGCCAAACAUAAAGAGGAAAGGCCGUACAAAUGUGGGGAUUGUGAUGAGUUAUUUACUGAAAGGCUGCUGAUGAAGAGGCACAUGCGAAAAGUUCACGGCGUCAAACUGUCCACAAGUCAAAGUCCGGCCUAAAAGAGCUUUGGAACAGACGUCAUUAAUGAAGCAUGUUGCAUAUAGUCUGAGUAGAGAAUACGUAUCUUUUGAAAUGUUUCAAUGCUAGUUUCAGCGACAAAUCAAUAACCUUUAUUGAAACCUUGCUUUUAGUGUUUUAAUCAAACAAACAUAUCAAAUGUUAAUGUCGUCUAAACAAAUGGCAGAACUUUGCUUAAAUAAAAUACUGUCUAAAAUUGGCAUGUUUGUCAUUUAAAGGAAAAGUUUGAUAUUGCAGGAAAUAUGCUUAUUCGCUCUUGCUGAGAGUUAGAUGAGACGAUUGAUACUGAUUGGGCUUUAAGUAUGGACCGGAGCCAGGAGGUGAUUAGCUUAGCUUAGCAUAAAGACUGGAAGUGACUGACAGCUAGUCUCACUCUGUUUAAAGUUAAAAAAUAUGCGUAUGAACACCUCUAAAGCUCACUAAUUAAAAUGGUGUACCUUGUUUGUUUAAUCCCUACAUAAAUGUUAAAAAAAAUCACAAAUUGUGGUUUUAUGGGGAAUGACGUGUUGUAACUCUUUCUUGGGUGAACUAUAGCCGCACACAGUCACUUUCUGGAGUCAUCUCAAAGAAUAAACUGCUUGUCAAGAUAAUGGAAACAACAGUACAAUAGUUAAUUAGUGAGCUUUAGAGGUGCUGAUAGUGUUUUUUUUUUAACUUUGGAGAUAACAAGGCUAGCUGUUUCCCCCUGCUACCCGUCUUUAUGCUAACCUAGGCUAAUUGCUUCUUGGCUGUAGCUCCAUAUUUAACACACAGAAUAGAGAGUGAUAUCAAUAUUCUCAUCUAACUCUCGACAAGAAAGCCAAUAAACGUGUUUCCCAAAUGUCAAACUAUUUCUUUAAAUCAGGAAUUAUCUGACUGAAGAAUAAGAAAAUAAAUUACUCUGACCAGACAAUCUGACUUUCAGGCCUCAUGGAGACUCGGUAAAUAAAACAUACAAAAAAAUUUGAAAAAAACAAUUGAUUACUAGCUCUUCUCUACAAACAUAGAAGUCACACAGUCAUGUGACUCUCUGUGCUACACAGUGCUGUAGGAACAGUUGCAGGCUGGAAGAGUCUUCACUCCAGAUGUGCUGGGUUUUUAGAUUAUGUACUGUAACUACCAUUUCCUCUGUGUUUAUAACAUCUGGUGGCCAUAAAUAUGAACCAUCAGAAUUUUACUGUGCAGCAUAAAAAACACUAGUUUAUAAAGCUAAAACACAUGUUUACAGUAUGUUCAUUUGGUAACCAUCAAUCUUAGAGGUUCAAUCUGAUUUUAAACAGAACCAUAAUAACAUACAUCAGUGGUACAUAUUUGACAACCAGUGACUCCUAUAUGCACUGUAAAAUUGUUUUAUAUAUUUAUAUAUAAAUUGUAUGUUGUAUUUUUUUCUUUUGCAUAGUUCAGUCAUAUUAUGGUGUUGUAAAUCAGUUAUGUGGACCUCAAUAUAAAGAAGAAAUUAUUGGCAAAAAUGCAUCACUGUCG